Saitoella complicata NRRL Y-17804 is the source of this 1497-nucleotide messenger RNA. Its product is annotated as cytochrome P450. The annotation marks the transcript as partial. The record is from RefSeq and is a predicted model, not a curated record. The transcript has a single exon. Gene Ontology annotation, molecular function: iron ion binding; monooxygenase activity; heme binding. Lineage: Eukaryota; Fungi; Ascomycota; Saitoellomycetes; Saitoellales; Saitoellaceae.
AUCUUCCUCCUUACCGUCAUCUCCUUCGUUAUCUACAAUAUCUUCAUCUACCCCAACUUCAUCUCCCCUCUCCGCAAAGUACCUGGUCCACCCGGCCACUGGUUCUGGGGUCAAUUCAAAGAGAUUACAAAAGCCGAUCCUGGCGUGCCGCAUCUCGAAUGGGUCACGAAAUACGGAAAGACCAUCCGAUAUCGCUGGUUGUUUGGAGAUCAGAGGUUCUUGACGGUUGACGCAAAGAGUUUGGCUUAUAUCUUGAACAACGCCUACGAUUUUCCCAAACCGCAGCAGACCAUCAGGUUCCUGGGAAGGUUUUUGGGGUUUGGGUUGUUAACUGCUGAAGGUGAAUUGCAUAAACGUCAAAGGAAAGUAUUGCAGCCGGCGUUUGCCCAUGCACACGUCAAGGCUCUCGUACCGGAGUUCUGGAAAAAGACAGAGGAAGUGGUGCAGUGUUGGAACAAGGAGAUUAAUGCGGCCGAGAGGCCCGAAAAGGGAGUAGUAGUUGACGUUCUUUCAUGGCUUUCACGCACGACGUUGGACAUCAUCGGCACCGCAGGCUUCGGCUACGAUUUCGAUGCCCUACACACCACGUCGAACCCUCUCGCCGAGGCCUACAAACUCAUGUUCAAAUUCGACAAAAUUGGUCGCAUCGUCGGAGUCUUGUCGGUUUACCUACCGUUCCUCCGCUCACUCCCCUUCAAACGAAACCGUGAGUUGAAAUCUGCCGUGGCUACUGUCAACAAGAUCAGCGAGGGUCUCGUACGUGAUAGGAUUAGCGAGUCCAAGGCCGCGACAGAGACAAGCACGAAGGGAAAGGAUAUCCUCAGUCUGAUCGUCGAGGAAGCGCUUAGGUCCGAACGAGAGGGAGAAAGUUCGAUCACCCCCGAGGAAAUGAAGGAUCAAUGUAUGACUUUCCUUGCUGCCGGUCACGAAACGACAUCCACCUCCACGACCUGGGCAUGCUGGCUCCUCGCCUCCCACCCCAUUGUUCAAUCACGUCUGCGUACCGAGAUUCAAUCCAUCAUCCCCGAAGAGAGCGGAGCUCCGACGUACGAACAAGUUGAAGGAUGCAAAUAUCUCAACAACGUCUGUCGUGAGAUCUUGCGGCAUAUCCCUCCCGUUCCAUUCACCUUCCGCGUUUCCACAAAGGAUGAGAUAAUUGACGGCUACUUCGUUCCAGCCGGAACACACAUCACAAUCCCUCAGGCGGCAAUGUGUCACGCUCCCCAUCUCUGGGGUCCCACUGCCCACUUAUUCGACCCUGAUCGCUGGGAUAACCUCCCUGAAACCGCGUCCGCCAUCGCUUAUCUUCCCUUCUUGGCAGGCCCGAGAAGUUGUAUUGGACGUAAGUUCGCAGAGGUUGAGAUGAAGGUUUUGAUUGUGGGCAUUGUUGGACGGUUUGAGCUGGAGAAGAGCAAAGAGGACCAGAAGGUUGAGAUGAAAAGUAACAUUACGACAAGGCCGGUUGGUGGAAUGCCAUUGAGGAUUAUGAGGGUUUAG